CCAGUUAGAACUGUGAGCCGAACGAAACAGCAGCUUACAGUUGAAAUUGGAGUCCGACGGUAGUUUAACAGUAAAUUUUGUGAAUCAUUCAUCUUAUAGCAGGUACAUAUAGUUUGACAGUGACAGUAGUUACGUCAAAAUUUGCGGGAAAAUCCAAAUUUUUGAUGUUUUAGUUUGCAAAUUCUAGUUCCGUUUAUUUUUGAAUGGCCUCGUCGAACUCGGAACUCGAACAGCUGAUCAAAUUGUUUUGAUGCAGGUUUUUUCUAUUGACGGAUUUGUGUCUGGCCAAAAAGUAAAAUACACGCCGCCCGUCGCCGCCGCGUAAUAUACUUGUUUGGUGUCACCGGUUCCGCGAAUUUUUCAUGAAUCAGUCGUUAUAGCGAGGUCUCAAUAAAAAUAAAUACCGUGUGUUAUGCUAUGAUGAGUGUUAUUGACGUUUGUUUUUGUUAUUGUAUUUUAUAUUGUUUUAUUUUAAACGAAGAGAACUUGUUGGAUGCGAUGACAAACCACUCUAACACCGGGAAGUUUUAAAUACAUUAUUUAUCUGUUUGAGAUUUAAUUCAACAAAAGAAGAGUUAUAUUUAAAAUUACAAAGUGUCAAAAUUAUAUCAUUUAUUUCCAACUGUCAAAAUGUAUGUCAAUUCAAAACGUAAAAUGAAAGUGUUUCAUGGGGUUAACAAAAAGUGAAAAAAUAACAGUGUUUCGUUGAAGAAAGUGACCCAUUGAUAAAUUAUCUAAAUUGUUUUGAGCAAUAACCAAAGUAAGACGACAAAUUUUAAAGUUGAACAAAGAAUAAAAGAAUUCAAAAGCUAAGACAAAAGUGUGGUGCAAGUGUGACAGUGGCUUAAAUUAAAUUAUACAAUUGGAUUUAAAAUAAAACCGUCAAAAUAGCUCCCAAAAAUUCCUUUCAUCGAAUGCAUCUGCCCACCGGUACAACGACGGCUGUCUACACUGGCUCCACCGCCGGACCGGUAACUUCGACAUCGUCCGUAUCAUCGGCGGCAGAUUGGGGCCAGUCCAGUGGCGGUGGUAUAUACAAUAAGGGGGGAAUGAUUGACCCCCCAAGCAAUAAUAGUGGUAGCAGUUCACCGCCAUCAUCGCAGGAGCUUUGGUGGACGGAAAGAUUGAUCUGUGAUGCUCAACAGGAAUAUCCUGGAGAGUUGGUUCGAACGGGUAGUCCUUAUUUCCUCUGCUCAGCCUUGCCAAACCACUGGAGAUCAAAUAAAACACUUCCGCUGGCCUUCAAAGUGGUUGCCCUAGUCGAUGUCGGUGACGGCACAAUUGUGACGAUACGUGCUGGUAACGACGAAAACCAUUGUGCCGAACUGAGAAAUUGCACAGCGGUGAUGAAGAAUCAAGUUGCCAAAUUCAAUGACCUGCGUUUCGUCGGACGAAGUGGCCGAGGGAAGAGCUUCACGCUGACGAUAACCGUGUCAACGAGCCCACCACAAGUAGCCACAUAUGGCAAAGCCAUCAAAGUGACAGUUGACGGACCGCGGGAGCCAAGGUCUAAGACAAGUCCGCCUGGAGGUCAUCAAUAUCGGGCUGUCGGUUUGGGUCAACGUCCCUACCUAGAUCCUCCAUUCUAUAGUCAUGUUCGUGAAUUAGAGACAUUAAGACGUAAGGCUCCUACUACUGGUUCAUCGCUAGCACCAUUAGCCAGUAAUCACUCAUCCUCCAAUAGUACAAUGAAUUCCCCCGACGGACAGGGUUAUAAACCUAAUGCACCGCACAUACAAGAAAACAAUUUGAUGGGCGCUGCCGACUGGACGGGCUACACGCCGAGCACAACGACGCCAAGUAUGAGUUCGUAUCAUACGUACCAGCAACUGCAGACGAAUGCAUCGAGUGCGGCGGCGGCUGCAGCGUAUGGAUAUGAUAGUCACACAGCAGGUAAUCCUCCGCCAGGACCACCACCGCCACCGCCAGCACCAGAUCAUCACGGGAAUUUCCAUCUGCCAACUGUGUUGACGGACAUGCAACCCUUUUGUGCCGGCUCCGAGUAUCAUCACACGGGAAUCGCUCCAACUGCAGCGACAAGCGGAAUCAUGUCUCACACCCAGCCGCCAAUCUGUAGUCCAACUUACGGAUCCACAAAGCCUGAAAUUGAUUCUCUCAAUCCCUCCUAUCCAUCCUACAACAACUGGUCGAACGGCUACAAUAACUACCAGUACGGAAGCUGUGCGGCACAACCUCAGUAUCCAGGGCAUACGGCACCAACAAUGGUUCUGUAUCCUCAGCUCUACUCAACUGUAAACCAAAACCAAAUCCACCUGCAUCUUCAUAGCACAGAUAAGCUUGAACAAUAUCUCGGCCCCGAGAAUUCCCUAACCAUAAGCUCGAUUGGUGGCAGUCGAUCUGGCAUUGAAAUCGGCAUCGGAACAUCAGAUCAUGAGUCAGCGAUGUUGAGUAACGAAGGAACUGAUUCUCAUACGCAUUCCCAAUCCCAACAACAACACCCACACCCGCACCCGCAACACGUACAAGUACAACAGGAGACUGAAGUUCCGCAGGAACAUCGCACCGAUGAGGAUGUUGUGGAUCCAGGAAGUGUGUGGCGACCUUACUGACCGUCAGUGAAUUAUUUUGAGAUCGAACUGAAUUAGGAUUUUUGUGCUUUGCGAAAGUGUGAACGUCCCUUAAUUGGCCCGCUGCUGAUAUAAAGAAUUUCGUGUGAAGUGUAAUAAGUUUAAACUUAAUUUUAAGUUUUUAGUUUUUAAAAUUAAAAAUGUAGCUAGGAGAGAUUAUUUAAAUGUUUAAAAUUAAAUGAAAAAAAAAAUUAUAAAUGUUUUAGUUAAUUUUUUUUAAUAUAUACCUAAUUCAAAUUUAUGUGAAUAUGUAUUUUGCGAAUAUUUGAUAA
Messenger RNA from Eupeodes corollae, 2860 nucleotides. RefSeq names its product protein lozenge. Bases 915 to 2570 code for a protein of 551 amino acids. Gene Ontology annotation, biological process: regulation of DNA-templated transcription. The record is from RefSeq and is a predicted model, not a curated record. Lineage: Eukaryota; Metazoa; Arthropoda; Insecta; Diptera; Syrphidae. Gene Ontology annotation, cellular component: nucleus. The transcript has 5 exons. Gene Ontology annotation, molecular function: ATP binding; DNA-binding transcription factor activity, RNA polymerase II-specific; RNA polymerase II cis-regulatory region sequence-specific DNA binding.